Messenger RNA from Miscanthus lutarioriparius, 1680 nucleotides. The record is from the annotation of a GenBank genome assembly. Lineage: Eukaryota; Viridiplantae; Streptophyta; Magnoliopsida; Poales; Poaceae.
AUGCUGAUGCAUCAGGUGAAGGAAGGCGCAUUCCGCCUCUCCUCUGGGCUUCUCUCCCGAGCUCCCCGCGACCUCGCAUCCGCCGCGAGCUGCGCCUCCGCCUCCGCUGCCGCCUGCUCCGGCGGGCGGGACCCAGCUCCCCGCGUCUCCCCUGCGGCGAGGUACACGAUGGAGGGGACUGGAAGAGAUGCCAACCCUUUGAGCGGUUACCGAAUUGGCAAAACCCUGGGAAUUGGGUCGUUCGGUAAAGUGAAGAUCGCGGAACAUAUAUUGACCGGCCAUAAGGUGGCAAUCAAGAUCCUCAAUCGCCGAAAGAUCAGAAGCAUGGAAAUGGAAGAGAAAGUGAAGAGAGAAAUCAAGAUACUGAGACUAUUUAUGCAUCCUCAUAUCAUACGCCUUUAUGAGGUGAUAGAUACACCUGAUGAUAUUUAUGUUGUUAUGGAGUAUGUUAAAUCUGGAGAGUUGUUUGAUUACAUCGUUGAGAAGGGAAGACUACACGAAGAAGAAGCCCGGCGCUUUUUUCAGCAGAUCAUAUCUGGUGUUGAAUAUUGCCAUAGGAACAUGGUUGUUCACCGUGAUUUAAAGCCAGAGAAUCUUCUUUUGGAUUCAAAAUGCAAUGUUAAGAUUGCCGAUUUUGGCUUAAGUAAUGUUAUGCGUGAUGGUCACUUUCUUAAGACGAGUUGUGGUAGCCCGAAUUAUGCAGCACCUGAGGUCAUAUCUGGUAAACUAUAUGCUGGUCCUGAAGUUGAUGUCUGGAGCUGUGGCGUUAUUCUUUAUGCUCUUCUUUGUGGUACUCUCCCUUUUGAUGACGAGAAUAUUCCAAACCUUUUCAAGAAAAUAAAGGGUGGAAUAUAUACCCUUCCUAGUCAUUUUUCACCUUCAGCCAGGGACUUGAUUCCCAGAAUGCUAGUUGUUGAUCCGAUGAAAAGGAUUACAAUACGUGAAAUCCGUGAACAUGUGUGGUUCAAGAUUCGACUUCCACGCUAUUUGGCUGUGCCGCCUCCAGAUACUGCUCAACAAGUUAAAAAGCUCGACGAGGAAACUCUUAAUGAUGUUAUUAAGAUGGGUUUUGACAAGAAUCAGCUAAUUGAAUCUGUGCAAAACAGAUUGCAGAAUGAGGCAACAGUUGCCUAUUAUUUACUCUUGGACAAUAGGCUUCGUACAACCAGUGGUUAUCUUGGAUCUGAGUUUCAAGAAUCUAUGGACUCAUCUUUCUCUCAAGUAAUCGCUGACACACCAACUUCAGCAACUGAACUUCGGCAGCAUGGGUUUGCAGAAUCUCCGGGGUCUGGCUUGAGGCAGCAUUUUGCAGCUGAAAGGAAAUGGGCCCUUGGUCUUCAGUCUCGAGCACAUCCACGAGAAAUAAUAAGUGAAGUGCUUAUAGCUCUGCAAGAACUGAAUGUUUACUGGAAGAAGAUUGGACACUACAACAUGAAAUGCAGAUGGAGUCCUGGCUGCCUGGAGAGUAUGAUGCAUAGCAGUGAUGGCUUUAGUGCGGAGUCUGCUAUAAUUGAAACUGAUGAUCUCAUGGCGAAAUCAACCCCUAUAGUGAAGUUUGAGAUUCAGCUUUACAAGACGAGGGAUGAGAAGUACCUUCUUGACCUGCAAAGGGUCAGUGGACCACAGCUCCUCUUUCUGGACUUGUGUUCCGCCUUUCUAACUCAGCUGAGAGUUCUUUGA